AUGGGUGACCAGCCAUACUACUAUCAAAACGGAGGAGGAGCCGGAGCAACCGGAGAAAAGGGAUACCCGCCACAGCAAGGCUACCCACAACAGGGGGGCUAUUCACAACAACAACAACCACCAUCCUAUGCUGGCGGCUCGCAACCACCGUACCCCCAACAGCCUCAGGGAAGCUACCCUGCUCCACAGCAGGGAUACGGAGGGCCACAGUACGGACAACAACCGCAAGGACAGUACUACGGUCAGCAACAACCAACGACAGUCUAUGUGCAACAGCAACCUCAGAAGAGUGAUAACAACGGACUGUUCGCCGGACUGUAA
Fimicolochytrium jonesii is the source of this 321-nucleotide messenger RNA. RefSeq lists its product as uncharacterized. The record is from RefSeq and is a predicted model, not a curated record. Lineage: Eukaryota; Fungi; Chytridiomycota; Chytridiomycetes; Spizellomycetales; Powellomycetaceae. The coding region runs from base 1 to 321 and encodes 106 amino acids. The transcript has 2 exons.